AUGUCUCCAUCAAUUAAAAUUUUUCUUCUUUUUAUUUUUGCAACUUUAAUAAUUAAUAGUCAACAACAAUGUGUUCCUAAAGGUGGUGAUUGUAGUUCUGAUAUAAGCGUCUCUAGUUGUUGUCAAGAUAAAGAAACACUAUUUUGCUUAGAUUGGGGUAACAACAAAAAACAAUGCCACAAUUGUAAACCAAAGGGAAAACCAUGUUAUCCGGGAACUUUACAGAAUGAUUUCUGUUGUAAUAAAUGUGAUUCUGUCAAGAAAGUUUGUACAUAA
Meloidogyne enterolobii is the source of this 276-nucleotide messenger RNA. The record is from the annotation of a GenBank genome assembly. NCBI's taxonomy places the organism in Eukaryota, Metazoa, Nematoda, Chromadorea, Rhabditida, Meloidogynidae.